UUUUAAUUCACGGAGAAAUAUGAGUCAAAAUGUCUACGUACCUAAACAAGGAAACAAUGACUCCCAUGCUUCUGGGAACCACGAACAACACAGUGACUGGAACGCGCCUAUUUGGAACGAUGAUGAAGAGCAUAGUCAAACCAAGAAUAGAGUAGAAAUGAUAUAUGAAAGAUCAAAGAACGUAAUUCCUGUCGGAAAGCAGUCAAGGUCCUUCCCUUGGUACGAACAAAUCAUAGACCCCAGUGACCGUCAUUUGAAGGAAGAUAUUAUACGACUUAUCGUGCAGUACUUGCAGGAAGAAGACUAUCUUUAUAGUGCUGCCGCUUUACAGGAUGAGGCAAACGUAAAACAUAAAGACGUGUUAGCACAACAGGCACAUCUUCAGAGAGUAAAGACAGCCAUUUUAGAAGGUGACUGGGCAGAGGUUGAGAAACUCUGUUCACAGGCCACUUUUAAGAAUUUGAAAAGUUUUCUCUAUGAAGUGUACAAGCAACAAUAUCUGGAACUGGUUGAUCGACAGGAAUAUCAAAAAGCAUUCGUUCUGUUACAAAAAAGGCUCAAGUCAUUGGAAGGAUAUGCACAAAGACUGGAGGAAUUUCAUGAUUUAUGUUACCUUCUCACUUGCAAAAGUGUGAACGAAGCCAAGUCCUUUCGAGAUUGGAAUGGAACUAUGGCUGGAAGAGAAGCUUUAGUGGAGCAGUUUCAACGUCUUUUAGAUUUUGAAGUUACAGAUACAUCAGCGCCUGUUCAAGUUCCUCCAUCUAGGCUUGUCCAGUUAUUGCAACAGGCUGUGGCUUAUCAAAUAGAAUUCUCAAGAUAUCACCCAAAGGCAGCUCCUCGAAUCAAAACUCUGUUGGAAGAUUAUCACUGCUUUGUAUUGCCAAACCGCGAGAAACAAUGUUUUGUGGGUCAUCAAAGUAAUGUCAAAUGUGUCCAAUUCGUUGGAGAAAGUGGUGCUCAUUUGGUUUCUGGUUCAAGUGACAAUACUUUAAUAUUAUGGGAUACUGAAAGUGGUGAGAAAGUAGCCAGUUUUAUUGGGCAUACUUCUCGUAUAUGGGAUAUAGAUGUCACUCGUGGAGGAUUUAUCGCUAGUGCUAGUGGUGAUGGCACAGUCCGUAUUUGGGAUGCUAAGAGUGAUAUACGGAGUAGUUGCCGAACUGUCAUUAGUGGACAUACACGAGAUGUUUACACGGUUAGUUAUCAUCCGAGAGAAAACCACCUCGUGACAGGUGGAUAUGACAAGUCAUUGAGACUGGUUGAUGUUCGAACCGGACAGACUAUCAAAACAUUUACAGGACAUGAGGCAUCUAUUUCCAAGGCUGUGUUUAAUCCUCACGGCAAUUUGAUUAUUUCUGGUAGCAAAGAUUCUACCAUCAAAUUUUGGGAUGUGAUUUCUGGUGUUUGUGUCAAAACGCUAAGCAGCCAUUUGGGAGAAGUCACUGCUGUGGAGACAAAUGCAUCAGGAAGCUUACUUCUUUCAAGUUCGAAAGACAACUCCAAUCGUCUUUGGGAUAUACGUAUGGCUCGACCUACAAGACGUUUCAAGGGUCAUCAAAACACCAGUAAGAAUUUUAUUCGAGUUGGAUUUGGUACCAAUGAAGAGUUGGUGGUGGGUGGCUCAGAAGAUGGUUUUGUCUACAUUUGGGAUACAGAAACUGGUAAUUUGGUGCAAAAACUUGGACCUUGUGUGGGUCCCAUUUAUGCCGCUCAAUGGUGUAAUAGGCAAAGUCUUUUGGCAAGUUGCGGACACGAUGGAAUGGUAAGAACUUGGUGGUUUGAUCCUUCAACGCCUUUGACAGAUGAUGACAAGACCCACGAAAUGAAGGAGUGUUUCUAAUAGGUAGCCAAUCAAUCCAAGACACAAUA
This is a messenger RNA of Galdieria sulphuraria, 1866 nucleotides long. RefSeq lists its product as hypothetical. Gene Ontology annotation, molecular function: protein binding. The record is from RefSeq and is a predicted model, not a curated record. Lineage: Eukaryota; Rhodophyta; Bangiophyceae; Galdieriales; Galdieriaceae. Gene Ontology annotation, biological process: mRNA splicing, via spliceosome. Bases 20 to 1837 code for a protein of 605 amino acids. The transcript is spliced from 9 exons.